CCUGGGCCCGGCGGCGGCCCGGUGGCGGCCCCAGCGUGGCGGUCUUAAGCCGUGGGGUGAGCCCAGGAGCUCCACUCCGCGGUACCCUAGCCGCAUCCCCGGAGCUCCCGGUGGGGCCCCUGGCGGGCCCCUGGCUAUCCCCCCCGGCCCCGAAGGGCCCAGCUGCGCAGAAAGGAACUUCGACCCGGCUCGGGCGCCCAGGUGGCUCGGCUCCGCCCAGUCCUGCCAGGCAGACAUCUUAAUCCCGCUAAGAAGUGAGAGGUUAAAGCUCAGAAAGUUUGAGUAACCUGCCCACGGUCUCCACUGGAAGGCGACAGCAAUGAGGCGUCAGCUCCUGGCCUGCAUCAGCCGACACCCUUAGCACCCGCGUUUGUGACCGUCAGGCAGCCCUAGAGCAGCCUUGAGGGGGGGUCACCUCCUGCACCUGUGCUCCACUGGCUGCGGCUGAGCCCAUGGUCUUGCCCUUCAGUGUGGAGGCAAUGCCAAAGCUGGAAGGCUUUGAGUUCUGGAGCCGCACCCUGGGGGGGGCCCGCCACGUAGUGGCCCCCAUGGUGGACCAGAGCGAGCUGGCCUGGAGGCUGCUGAGCCGCCGACACGGGGCCCAGCUGUGCUACACACCCAUGCUGCAUGCCCAGGUUUUUGUCCGUGAUGCCAACUACCGAAAGGAGAACCUGUACUGCGAUGUGUGCCCCGAGGACCGGCCUCUCAUUGUACAGUUUUGUGCCAAUGACCCAGAGGUGUUUGUCCAGGCGGCUCUCUUGGCUCAGGACUACUGUGAUGCCAUCGACCUGAAUUUGGGCUGCCCGCAGAUGAUUGCCAAACGAGGUCACUAUGGCGCCUUCCUGCAGGAGGAGUGGGACCUGCUCCAGAGAAUGAUUCUGCUAGCCCACGAAAAGCUUUCUGUUCCCGUCACAUGCAAGAUCCGCGUCUUCCCAGAGAUCGACAAGACUGUGAGAUAUGCCCAGAUGCUGGAAAAGGCUGGCUGCCAGCUGCUGACUGUCCAUGGGCGCACCAAGGAGCAGAAGGGGCCCCUGUCAGGCACCGCGUCCUGGGAGCACAUCAAGGCUGUGCGGAAGGCGGUGGCCAUACCUGUGUUUGCCAACGGGAAUAUCCAGUGCCUGCGGGAUGUGGAGCGCUGCAUCCAGGACACGGGGGUGCAAGGGGUCAUGAGUGCAGAGGGAAACCUGCACAACCCUGCCCUGUUCGAGGGCCGCAGCCCUGCCGUGUGGGAGCUGGCCGAGGAGUACCUGGACAUUGUGCGGCAGCACCCCUGCCCCCUCUCCUACGUCCGGGCCCAUCUCUUUAAGCUGUGGCACCACACGCUGCAGGUGCAUCAGCAGCUUCGAGAGGAGCUCGCCAAAGUGAAGACCCUGGAGGGCAUUGCUGCAGUGAGCCAGGAGCUAAAACUGCGGUGUCAGGAGGACAUAUCCAGGCAGAAGGAGGGAGAGAAGCCUUCAGGAGGCUUGCCUUUCUUCCACUGGAUCUGCCAGCCCUACUUCCGGCCAGGGCCCAAGGAGGGGAGCAAGGAGAAUGGGGGUGCCCGCAGCAAGCGGGCCCUGGAGGAGGAGGAGGGCACCACGGAUGUCUUAUCCAAGAACAAGCAGAAGAAGAAGCUGAGGAACCCCCACAAGACCUUUGACCCUUCACUGAAGCCAAAAUACGCAAAGUGUGAUCAGUGUGGAAACCCAAAGGGCAACAGGUGUGUGUUUAACCUAUGCCGGGGCUGCUGCAAGAAGCGAGCUUUCAAGGAGACUGCCGACUGCCCAGGUCACGGACUGCUUUUUAAAACCAAAUUGGAGAGGUCUCUGGCCUGGAAGGGUGCCCAGCCGCGGCUGCAGGAACCACAGCAGGCCGGGCCUGGAGAACCAGGUGGCUUCCCUGAGGUUGUGGGCGGUGCCCUGGCCUAAAAUGGGCAGCUACAGCCCCAUGUGCUACCCCCCAGGCCUGCUGCUGAAGCCUCAACUGACGUCCCACUUAAGGAAACGCCUUUACUCAGGGAACCUCCUGCUACUUCACACGGAAGGACAAGCUGGUCUUCCCUUCGGCCCAUCCUGGGGGCCCGGAGAUGCUGUACUGAGGAGCAGGCUCCCAGGCUGGACCUGCCCUCCUCACAGCCCGCGUGUGUUCAAAAUGAACAAUAAACCAUUUCAAAGAUGGGAUGUUCCCAGGC
Molecule: messenger RNA, 2170 nt
Organism: Odocoileus virginianus texanus
Lineage: Eukaryota; Metazoa; Chordata; Mammalia; Artiodactyla; Cervidae
Gene: DUS1L
Product: dihydrouridine synthase 1 like
Biological process (GO): tRNA processing
Molecular function (GO): flavin adenine dinucleotide binding; tRNA dihydrouridine synthase activity
Source: RefSeq, a predicted model, not a curated record